Molecule: messenger RNA, 1092 nt
Organism: Ixodes scapularis (black-legged tick)
Lineage: Eukaryota; Metazoa; Arthropoda; Arachnida; Ixodida; Ixodidae
Exons: 4
Coding region: 1-1092 (363 amino acids)
Source: RefSeq, a predicted model, not a curated record
AUGUUCGACUGCCUCAUCCUGCUGCCGCGUGUCCUGAACACUCGUGUCAAAACUAAUAUCCCGCAUGCACUCAACAUUCAGAUUCGCGCCUCGCACAUCAUCCCGUUGGCCUUCGAGUUGUUGGCGAAUUCCUCGCGCAUGAUGCUCUUCGCUUCACCGAAGACAACGGGAGACGGUCAAGCGCCAACCACGGCGACCCAUCUGGCCAUUUACGUCUCUGUGAUGAUUUUCCUGAACUGUUUCCUCAUCCCUGGUGGCCCAACCUCAAACAGCAGCACCGGUAGUGUGUCAUAUCUCUUCUUACCAUCACCUCCGAGCGAGUGGAGACAAGUUGUUACGGGGUUUGGAGAGCUCUGUCAGUUCCCCUAUUGCCUGGGCGCCUUGUAUGGCAAGCACGUGAUCAUCUAUCGACCUCAAGUUACAGGAGCCACGUACCGGAACUACAUGGGCACAUUGAGCAUUCUGCUGAUGCCACUUGUAGACGUCUACCUGAACUUCAUGUACGCACGUGUGGGCAGGAAUGGCCAAAUGAAUGACAGCGGUGUCUGGGCUGCUACAAGCCUACGGGCACACAUGGGUCGUGGCUCGGCUUGGUUCCCGGAGCCAGCACAACUGCGAAACUCGUCGAAUGUGGCACCGUUUGUCAUUAUUGGCAACAAAGGGUUUCGUCUUAAGCCGUGCCUGUCGAGGCCAUUUUUGGCAGAUGAACUGAAGGAUCCUGAGACAAUGUUCAACUAUCAACAGGUCGAAAUCGUCCGCAGCCGGUUCCAAGUGUAUGGGGCCCUUCUUCGGCAAAGGCCUCUCAGGACAGUCAAAGUGGUGAAAACAACAAUUGCGUUACACAACUUUCGCCGAAAACAUAACUCUUCAAGGAGACGGUGCACUGCCCCAAAAAGCCUUGACGCUGAAGACGUCCUUACAGGAACAGUACGUGGUGACAGAUGGAGGACAGACGUUAACGACAAGGUAAUCUUCCCCCUGCAACGGAUUGGCGGCAAGCCAUUAACCGAUGCCAAAGCCAUUUGGAUGGUCUUCAACGUGUACUUCUGGCAUAAAGGCCAAGUCUCUUGGCAGCGGAAGUUAUUGAAAUAA